This is a messenger RNA of Nannospalax galili (Upper Galilee mountains blind mole rat), 2697 nucleotides long. RefSeq names its product homeobox D10 (gene Hoxd10). Gene Ontology annotation, cellular component: nucleus. The transcript has 3 exons. NCBI's taxonomy places the organism in Eukaryota, Metazoa, Chordata, Mammalia, Rodentia, Spalacidae. Gene Ontology annotation, biological process: regulation of transcription by RNA polymerase II. Gene Ontology annotation, molecular function: DNA-binding transcription factor activity, RNA polymerase II-specific; RNA polymerase II cis-regulatory region sequence-specific DNA binding. The record is from RefSeq and is a predicted model, not a curated record. Bases 765 to 1997 code for a protein of 410 amino acids.
GGGACCUCCCAGCGACCACUGCAGCCUGAGGACGAGGCCGGGGACUUGGCCAAGCGGAUCCUAAUAAGGGGAAAAUGACUUUGUGGGGAAGAAAAUCUCGGUUUAGUUCUCUCUGGGAGCCUGAGGGACGCUGGCGGAGGAUUGUCUCCAGGCUGAAAGCUCCCAGAGCCCGGCGCCUCAAAGGUCAGGGUGUGGUUCCUGAGAGAGCCAAGGCUCCAGUAGCUCGUGGGAUGCGGAGGGCCUCGGAGUCCCAGCCAAAGGACCUAAGGAGAGGGUAGCUACGGGCCGCAACCACCCUCCGGGCUCGGGGUCUGCCCAGCUGCGUGGCCUUGCGGCCCUCGCAGCUCUUUUCACCAGCUCUUCUCGGGACACUUGGGCUAUAUCUUUGCACCGGUUAGGUUAUUUUCCCUUGGAAGAGAUGCCUGAGAACCAGGGAAAAUCGACUCACCUUCCCCGAUGCCCAGUACUAAAUUAAUCAGCCCGCGCCCCUACCCCUUGCCCGGGACUGGCCCUCUUGGGCGCGUUCUGCCUGGUGUGUGCAGGGAAACUGCUUCUGUGAGCUGGCGCCAGGGCGCUCUGGCUUCCCUCGGCGUGCGUGUCCUCCCUCCGACCAAGCCUUUCCUUCCGCCGGCGGGGCCCGGUGGCCCAGGCGGGGGACUCGAGUGGAGCAGGCAGGCCGAGCAAGCCCCGGGAGACCGGCUGGCCUGUAGCGCAGAGCUCUGGGCGGGUUGUCUCUAGCGCGCACUAUCACAGGCGCGUAGUAGAUGUCGCUGUUGUCCGUGCUUACGCGGCCGGCCGGCCGGGCUCCGGAACACGUGAUCUGCAAGGAGGCUGCGGCUCAAGGCCAUUUUCAAAUCUCAUUGGCUUGGUUGUCAUGUGGUCGGCAGAGGCAUCCACAAUUACACGGGGAAUGUUUUCCUAGAGAUGUCAGCCUACAAAGGACACAAUCUCUCUUCUUCAAAUUCCUCCCCAAAAUGUCCUUUCCCAACAGCUCUCCUGCUGCUAAUACUUUUUUAGUAGAUUCCUUGAUCAGUGCCUGCAGGAGUGACAGUUUUUAUUCGAGCAGCGCCAGCAUGUACAUGCCACCACCUAGCGCAGACAUGGGGACCUAUGGAAUGCAAACCUGUGGACUGCUCCCGUCUCUGGCCAAAAGAGAAGUGAACCACCAAAAUAUGGGUAUGAAUGUGCAUCCUUAUAUACCUCAAGUAGACAGUUGGACAGACCCGAACAGAUCGUGUCGAAUAGAACAACCUGUUACACAGCAAGUCCCCACUUGCUCCUUCACCACCAACAUUAAAGAAGAAUCCAAUUGCUGCAUGUAUUCUGAUAAGCGCAACAAACUCAUUUCUGCUGAGGUCCCUUCGUACCAGAGGCUGGUCCCCGAGUCUUGUCCCGUUGAGAACCCUGAGGUUCCUGUCCCUGGAUAUUUUAGACUGAGUCAGACCUACGCCACCGGGAAAACCCAAGAGUACAAUAACAGCCCCGAAGGCAGCUCCACUGUCAUGCUCCAGCUCAACCCUCGUGGCGCGGCCAAGCCGCAGCUCUCCGCUGCCCAGCUGCAGAUGGAAAAGAAGAUGAACGAAACCGCGAGCGGCCAGGAGCCCAACAAAGUCUCCCAAGUGGAGAGCCCCGAGGCCAAAGGCGGCCUUCCCGAAGAGAGGAGCUGCCUAGCUGAGGUCUCCGUGUCCAGUCCUGAAGUGCAGGAGAAGGAAAGCAAAGAGGAAAUCAAGUCUGAUACUCCAACCAGCAAUUGGCUCACUGCAAAGAGUGGCAGAAAGAAGAGGUGCCCUUACACUAAGCACCAAACGCUGGAAUUAGAAAAAGAGUUCUUGUUCAAUAUGUACCUCACCCGCGAGCGCCGCCUAGAGAUCAGUAAGAGCGUUAACCUCACCGACAGGCAGGUCAAGAUUUGGUUUCAAAACCGCCGAAUGAAACUCAAGAAGAUGAGCCGAGAGAAUCGGAUCCGAGAACUGACGGCCAACCUCACCUUUUCUUAGGUCUGAGGCCCAUGGGAGGCCAGGAUCCGAGAGGGGGCACCGUGUUCCAGGCCCAAGUGCUGGAGGACUGGGAAGGCGGAAACAAAAACCUUCAUUGCUCUUUGUUUUUUGUUUUGUUUUGUUCUAUUUUCCUGCUAGAAUGUGACUUUGGGGUCAUUCUGUUCGUGCUGCAAGUGAUCUGUAAUCCCUAUGAGUAUAUAUAUAUAUAUAUAUUAAAAACUUAGCACGUGUAAUUUAUUUUUUCAUCGUAAUGCAGGGUAACUAUUACUGAGCAUUUUCCAUUUGGGUCUUAACUUAUUGGAACUGUAGAACAUCCAUCUAACCAUCCAUCCGUCCAUUUAUCCAACCAGCAAUGUGACUUUUUCAUGUUUUCCUAACACAAAAGUUCUCUGUGUGUGGUUAGAUCAUGAACUCAUGGCAUUUUAAAACAUCCAGUACUUUUAAAAUUACAUAUAUAUUUAAAAAGAAAGAUUAAAUCAACCCACAAGCUUUGGGGGGAGGGGAACUUAAAAAGCACAUUACAAUGUAUCUUUUCACAAAUGAACUUAGCAAUUGUCCUUGGUGAAAUGGAGUAUUGAUGACUUAUGCCUUGUAGCCUCUCCUUUAUGGUGCAUCUGUGGUUUGGUAGAAGUACAGCAACCUGUCCUUUCUGUGCAUGUUUUGGUAGCAUGUAUAAUGCAAUAAACUCUGAAAACGAGUU